UUGUGUGUAGAUUGUAUCCUCCUCCUAUCAGAUUGUACACUGUGCUUCAUGUUGUCUUGGGAGAGAGAUUGGAAUGUGUUCACACUGCUUAUUACUGACAUUUUGGUGACAAAUGGAUACUGAGGGCACGUUGCACGUUUUUUUCAUGCGCUAUGGAAGCCAUUUCCCUCAGGUUUCAGACCAGUACCACUUCUCAGCUAUUGGUACAAAAGAUUUUCCUAACUAAUAACAUUUUUUUUCUUUGUGGCAGCUGGGAAGCUUGAAGCCUGCUUUUAAAAGCCUACUUUCAGCCCUUGUACAUGCAUAGGCUCAAGUCGUCUCAGAAGGACAAGGUCCGCCAGUUUAUGGCAUGCACUCAAGCCGGGGAAAGAACUGCUAUCUACUGCCUCACUCAGAAUGAUUGGAAACUAGAUGAGGCCACAGACAGCUUCUUUCAAAACCCAGACACGCUCCUUCAGGAGUCCAUGAGGAACACUGUGGACCAGAAGAAGCUGGAACAGUUGUAUGGCAGGUACAAAGACCCACAAGAUGAAAACAAAAUUGGAAUUGAUGGAAUCCAACAGUUUUGUGAUGAUUUAAAUCUUGAUCCUGCCAGUAUCAGUGUUUUGGUCAUAGCAUGGAAGUUCAGGGCUGCUACUCAAUGUGAAUUUAGCAAAAAGGAAUUUGUAGAUGGCAUGACAGAACUUGGGUGUGAUAGCACAGAAAAGCUGAGAGCUCUUCUGCCCAGAUUGGAACAAGAGCUUAAGGACUCAGCAAAGUUCAAAGAUUUUUAUCAGUUUACCUUUACCUUUGCUAAGAAUCCUGGACAAAAAGGUUUAGACUUAGAAAUGGCUGUUGCAUAUUGGAAAUUAGUAUUAUCUGGAAGGUUUAAAUUUUUAGAUCUGUGGAAUACAUUUCUGCUGGAGCACCACAAAAGAUCCAUUCCAAGAGACACUUGGAACCUUCUGCUAGAUUUUGGAAACAUGAUUGCAGAUGAUAUGUCUAACUACGAUGAAGAAGGAGCAUGGCCUGUCCUUAUAGAUGAUUUUGUAGAAUAUGCACGGCCAGUAGUCACAGGUGGGAAGCGCCGCCCUUUCUAAGAGGAAAAGUAAGGCUGAGAUUGUAAUGUGCAUCACAUCCUGCAAGGGGUCACUUGAGGGUCAGUUGCCUUGUGUGUCUGUCACCGACUUAAGAAGUCCCUCGCACAGUCGUGAAGCUGAAGCUGCUUGAAGGCUGUGGCUGUCGUGUGCACACUGAGGAUGGCUGCCUCAGAGUUAGGGUUUGUCCUAGCUGCUGCUUUAGGAGACUCCUGCAUGACCUCACACUUACAUGAACUAGUAGAGAGCCUGUCUGCAGGCUGCAGAACAUGUUUAAUUUGUGAUUAAGACAAACAUACCAUAACUAUACUUAAAAACAGUAUUUAUGCCCUCAAUAGGAUGUAUUUUUAUAGAAAUCAAGGCUGUUUCAAAUUGUGCCCUAAUGAAGAUGACCUUAUCAGAAGAUGGUUGUUUUUAAAUCUUGGUACCAGGAAUUCAUAAUUUUAUUUAUUUUUUGAACUAUCAAACAUUGGAUUUAUCAGAUCUGCAUUGCUUUUGUUUUUUUCUGGUGUUUAUAUGAGUACUUUGAUGGGUUUAUGCACUAUUUCAGGAUGCGCAGUGACAGGUACAGGUAAGCUAAUUCCAGUGACACUCAUUUAGCUGUUUACCUGCCAGUGGGUGUGCUUUACUUCUAAUGAUGUUAUUUGAACCUCCUAAAAAGUUUAUUUUUUAAUUAUAUAUAAAUGAAAGACAUUUUUCCAUGAAAAGCAUUUCUUUUUGAGUGCAUUAAGGUUUUAAAAUCAAAUGCACUAGUUCCCUUCACCUCUCUGUGAUAUCCACAAUGCCCAGGGUCCAGCCCUUUGUAUAGACACGUAUGUUUGGAAGAAAGCCUACCCUCACCUCAAACCUUCAUCUCAUCUACGAGCCACAGUCUGUACCAUAUUACCAUCUGACUUUGUGGUAUUUGUCUGGCCAAGGACCACUUAUGCACACAGCAUGGAGGGCCUAGGUGUCGCCUGCUCUUCUAGUGUCAGGCUCUGAACAUUACUGCGCUGACCCUACCUCACAUUUGCCAAGACUUGGUAUCACAGCGUGCCUUGCUGCCCUCCCUACAACAUGGCCUGGAGAUGAGUGGCUAGGGCCACUCCAGGAUGGGUUCUCAACACCUGUGUACAGAACGUAUGCUCCACUUGGGCCAUCAAAGUGGUCUCUGAGAAGGAGAUACACCCUAGCUUAAGGAAACAGCUCUGAAAUGCGCAUAGCCUGCAACAGAAUCCAUUGGUGACACUGAGAACUUCCAAGAGGGAAAGGGGUGGAGGGGUGGAGACAGACCGGACUCUGAAGAACUGGAUCCUCCCUGUGAGAGGACAUGACUAGUGGUAUGGUGAGGACAAGCCACGUGACCUUUCUCAGCUCUGCUGUGUGUCCUUUAAGCUCUGACUCAACAUUUAUUUUAAUAUUUAAAAUUCUAUGAGGUUGUCAGAUUCUAAAUAUUGGUAAUUGGACAAAACCUCUUCAGAGUUGUGCUUUCUUAUUUUCAUUUGAAUCAUGCAUGCAAUAAAGAUGCUGAGAACUUGAGAAGCACUAAAAUAAAUUAUUUUCCCU
Messenger RNA from Dipodomys spectabilis (banner-tailed kangaroo rat), 2621 nucleotides. RefSeq names its product defective in cullin neddylation 1 domain containing 2 (gene Dcun1d2). Lineage: Eukaryota; Metazoa; Chordata; Mammalia; Rodentia; Heteromyidae. Bases 300 to 1079 code for a protein of 259 amino acids. Gene Ontology annotation, cellular component: ubiquitin ligase complex. Gene Ontology annotation, molecular function: ubiquitin conjugating enzyme binding; cullin family protein binding; ubiquitin-like protein binding. Gene Ontology annotation, biological process: positive regulation of ubiquitin-protein transferase activity; protein neddylation. The record is from RefSeq and is a predicted model, not a curated record. The transcript has 7 exons.